UGCAGGCCUGGCGCCAAUAUGAAGGUGCCGUCGCCCUGGGCCCUUGCGCUCCCGCUGCUGCUCCCCUGGGUGGCAGGUGGAUUAGAGAACGCGGCCAGUCCAAGGGGUCACGGGUUGUCGGCACUCCAGCCUGGGCUCUGUCGCUAUGGAACCAAACUGGCCUGCUGCUACGGCUGGAGAAGGGGCAGCAAGGGAGUCUGUGAAGCUACAUGUGAACCUGGCUGCAAGUUCGGUGAGUGUGUGGGACCAAACAAAUGUAGAUGCUUCCCAGGAUACACCGGGAAAACCUGCAGUCAAGAUGUGAAUGAGUGUGGAGAGAAACCCCGGCCAUGCCAACACAGAUGUGUGAACACACAUGGAAGCUACAAGUGCUUUUGCCUCAGUGGCCACAUGCUCAUGCCGGAUGCCACAUGUGCCAACUCUAGGACGUGUGCCAUGACAUACUGCCAGUACAGCUGUGAAGACACGGAGGAAGGGCCACGGUGUCUGUGUCCGUCCUCGGGACUCCACCUGGCCCCAAAUGGAAGAGUUUGCAUCGAUAUCGAUGAAUGUGCCUCUGGCGAAGCCUUCUGCCCCUACAAUCGGAGAUGUGUGAACACAUUUGGAAGCUACUACUGCAAAUGUCAUGUUGGUUUCGAACUGAAAUAUGUCAAUGGCCGGUAUGACUGUGUAGAUAUAAAUGAAUGUGCUGUGAAUACCCAUACAUGCAGCCUCUACGCCAAUUGCCUCAAUACCCAAGGAUCCUUCAAGUGCAAGUGCAAGCAGGGAUAUAAAGGCAGUGGACUUCAGUGUUCCGUUAUCCCUGAAAAGUCUGUGAAGGAAGUCCUCAGAGCACCUGGUACCAUCAAAGACAGAAUCAAGAAGUUGCUUGCUCACAAAAACAGCAUGAAAAAGAAGGUGAAAAUAAAAACCACCAUCGUAGAACCUGCUGCGACUCCUGCCCCGAAGGGUAACUUGUGGCCCUUUGACUCUGAAGAGAGUGGUUCCAGAGAUGGGAACCCAAAUGGAGGGGAAAAGGGGAAUGAGGAGAGAAAGAGAGAGGGGCUGGAGGAAGAGAAAAGAGAUGAGACAGCCCUGAAGAACCACGUAGAGCAGGAACGAAGCCUUCGAGGAGAUGUGUUUUAUCACUUUUGAACCAGAACGUGGCAAGGGCAAAACCGAAGAAAUUGCUGUAGAUGGUGUCAUGCUGGUGUCAGGCUAAUGUCCUGGUGGCCUUUUUAUCAGUGGAUGCUGGAAUGUUACUGUUGUCUUUUAUAUCCUUAUAUUUGACUUUAAAUGUCAGUUCUCUGUUUUUUUUAUAUAUAUUAUGUCACAGAUGCCCCUCCAUUUAAAAAAUACGAACUGAAAAAUUGUAAUAUACCAAUAGAAACAUUAUUGUAAGCU
Myotis daubentonii (Daubenton's bat) is the source of this 1383-nucleotide messenger RNA. RefSeq names its product EGF like domain multiple 6 (gene EGFL6). Gene Ontology annotation, molecular function: calcium ion binding. The record is from RefSeq and is a predicted model, not a curated record. NCBI's taxonomy places the organism in Eukaryota, Metazoa, Chordata, Mammalia, Chiroptera, Vespertilionidae.